CCAGCCGUACAGAGAGCAGCUGGAAGAGGCAGCAAGCAGCAACGAGCUGUAGCGGAAAGGCACGAAAGCUGACUGGUGAACUGAGCUGGCGAGCAGCACAGACACCAGCAGCAGCAACAGCAGCUGGACUAUAAGAUCAUCCAGCAGCCGAAGGUACACUGUUGGGUUACCGCCAACAAGAUUCACUACAACUGUUAUUACAAUCAUUACGUUACGAAUAAUACGCGCAUCGUUCGGCAGCCAGUCUGAGUUAGGCUUUCACCUGCCUGAACCAAAUCGAGUCAGAUUGAGUAGCCACUGAUCACCAAACAGGCAGAUAAGCAGGUAGGCAGCGGGUAAAACAAUAGCAGCGCUGCUGCUGCCUACCUCAGUUAGUUUUGUGCUGUAUGCCGCACGGCAUCGUGCCGAAAUCAGUUCGUCGUGCCCAUCAUCAUCACCAUCAUUGGGGGUUGUUGUGUUUGGUGUACAGUGGUCCGUGUGGUGUUCAGUGUUUUGUGAGGAAAAAGAGAGAUAGGGAAAGAAAACAGGCCGACGACAACGACAGCAGCAGCAGCGGCUGGACCAGCAGCAGCAGCAGCGAAAAAACAGGCGACGACGAACAAGCUUCUCCACGCUAGAAGCGGAACAGUUCCUCUAUUCACAUCAUUCAUUCGACUACAACAGAUUCUAUCAAUACAACAAACACGAUUGCUCGACCAUCACGAAUAGAAUAUCUACUAUACAAUAGCUACAAAUGCUAGCCUCUUUGGUAUAAUACGGUAAUCAUUUUAUUUGGCCUUAUACUACUACUCUACGAAUACACCGCGACGGCUGCACAGAUAGAGUCAUCUUUAUUUCACUCGGUCUGUUUACUAUCUGCCUGGGUGAGUGUGUUUGCUUACGCUGCGUCUAUUAGUGGCAGCGGCUACGGCUACGGCGACGGCUUUUGCGCGAUAUCUGAGCGAACUUCAGUGAGGUGAUCGUAGAAAGAUAGAGGGAGUGCGAAAUCAGCAGUAGUUAGAAAAAGAAAACAAAUCAACGAUAAGCAGAAGAAAUAGUAGAUCGAACGUGCGUGCGUCCGUGUGGUUAUCAGCCGAUCGGAGUGUGGAGUGUUGUGUCGAUUGGUGCUUUUCGUGAGAUUCGUUCACGAGGAAUCGCCAGUGUAAAAUAUAGAGAAGAAAAAAGAUAUUGAGUAUCAAAAAAAAAAAUAAAAAAGAAGAUCAUCCAAUCCCGUCUUGUUGUCGUAUCGCGUCUUGUCUUCUUGUUUCGUAAGUCGACCCAGUUGGCCCGGGAGCCCGGCAGAGCGGCGAAUGCCUAUGGGGGACUACGGAAGCCUGACCACAGGCGAGGUGCGCUCGCUGAGCCCCAGCUUUCCACAGCCACAGGUCACCUCCCCGAGUAGCCACAACAGCCAUGGCAGCCACUCGUCACAAAGCCCGUCGCAGAAUGGCUCGAGCGGCACUCCUGUCGGAACACCUGGCGAAGGCCGUCCAGGCGCCAGGGAGACAAGCGUACAGAAUUCGUUGUUCUACGAUGCUGACAGCGAAGCGCUAUCGGUCGCGAACGGUUCCGUGGGAUCGGUAGGUCUCGACGGUAAAUGCAGCGUCAAGACCGGCGUGGGAGGUGUUGGUGGUAGCGGUGGCGGCGGGGGCGAGCCAGAUGGCUCUGACGAACUCUGUCCAGGUGGAGGAGUGCCGGGUCUUGGAGUGGCUGGAGUUCCAGGCGCGAAUUAUUGGUCAAGCCUGGAUUGCUCAUCCAGCGAUCAGCUGACCGGCAACGCCAUGAACUCGAUGAACGGUGGACUGAACGGCCUCAAUGGAGCGCUCAGCCCGCAGGCGAUAUUUCAACGGCGAGCGAUUACCGGUGGCGGCGGUAGCAACGGCAGCGGAGGCGGUGGUAGUGGUGGGGGCAAUGGGGCAGGCGGCGGAGGGGGGCAUUCUAGCCCCAGCUCGCUCGUUGGCAAUAUGUCGGUGUGUUCGAAUGGUACGGGUUCGAUGGCCGGCCUUGGCGGGUCGCAGGGUUCGCGACUAACGGUGAACACGUCCGGGUCUUCGAACCUGUUCGGCGCCUACUCCGACUGGUCAACCAACAGCCAGCACGGCGGAGGACAGCAAACAACAGCAUGGUCAUCGGGCAACGGGCUUGCAUGGCCCCCACAAAAACGGCUGCUGAAUUCGGUAAGCUCGGUGUCGAGUUCGCCAGGUGCAAGUGCAGGCGGUACAGGUAGUGCAGGUGGACUGAUCAAAAGUCCAAGUCAGCAGGCCGUGGGUCAGCCAACUGGCCCAAACUCAACUUGUGCCCCAGGACCAAAGGGUAGCAUUAUAUCACCAUCGAAAUUUCGACGCAGCACCACCCUGCCUAUGACGAAACCCGGAUUCCAGUCGUUUGCCGAUUUUCAGGACCAGGACCUUAGAAGCCAUGACAUCAUCAAUUUCCAGGAUCGCCAUACGCUGGGUCUUGGUGGGGGCAGUAGCGGUAGCAACGGCUGCGGCACCGGACCUCUCGAUAACCUGCGUUUCCCAUUCGAACAACAGCUCAUGGAGAUGAUGCGGCCUUCCGCAUCCUCGGCCACCGCCAAUGGACAACAACAGCCCACUCUACAGGAUCAUGCGCAGGACCAUUUCAAAGGUUAUGUGAACUACAAUAAUUUAAACCAGCAGCACGGGGGUCCAGGCGGGGGCCUGUCGGACAUUGAAGGGAGCCAUGUCUUAUCAUCAAGUGGAAUGGGUAUCGCCUGUCACAGUCCCCAUAGCCCAGCUGCUGUACAGCAGCAACAACAGCAGCAACAGCAACAACAACAGCAGCAACAACAACAGCAGCAGCAGCAGCAGCAACAACAGCAGCAGCAGCAGCAGCAACACACAGAUCACUCACCUUUCCCAUCGCAGUACAAACGCUUUCCUUGUAGUAGAGCCCAUCAAAUGCGCGGAUAUGGACACGCUAGGGUAUCUCAGCGCGGCGGAUGGGCGGGGGGAGUAACACGCGUGGGUGGAAAACCACCUUUUUUCUCGGGGCUGGACUCCAACGGCGACCUGCUGGACGUCAACGGGGGAUGCGGUGAUCUCGGAAAUGGUCACGGAAGCCACGGGGGACCCGUCGAUUCCCACGGCAUGCAUCAUCAUCAUCACACGCCGAACAUCUCAGCAUCCGUAGCAGCAUCUCUCAGAUGUUCGCCCAAGUCGUCGGUGGGAGGUCACCAUCAUAGCGCAGUGGGUGGCGGAGGCGGUGGAGGUGGUGGUGGAAGCAACCUCGGGGAGAGCUACUCGCGCAAAGUAUUCGUAGGAGGUUUGCCCCCCGACAUUGAUGAAGAAGAAAUCACAGCCAGCUUUCGACGCUUCGGCGCACUCGUUGUUGACUGGCCGCACAAGGCCGAGUCCAAGUCUUACUUCCCACCCAAAGGAUAUGCCUUCUUGUUGUUCCAGGAUGAGCCUUCAGUUCAGGCUCUAAUCGACGCAUGUAUCCAGGAAGACGACAAGUUGUACCUGUGCGUAUCCUCACCUACCAUUAAAGACAAGCCUGUCCAGAUCAGGCCCUGGAGGCUGUCCGAUGCUGACUUUGUUCUCGACGCCUCUUUACCCCUUGAUCCGCGGAAAACUGUCUUCGUUGGGGGCGUGCCACGGCCUCUGAAAGCUGUGGAACUAGCAAUGAUCAUGGACCGACUAUAUGGCGGUGUGUGCUAUGCAGGCAUCGAUACUGAUCCUGAACUCAAAUACCCAAAAGGCGCUGGCCGAGUGGCAUUCUCCAACCAACAAAGCUAUAUAGCAGCUAUUUCGGCUCGUUUUGUCCAACUUCAACACGGCGAUAUCGAAAAAAGGGUGGAAGUUAAGCCGUACGUUCUAGACGAUCAGAUGUGUGAUGAGUGCCAGGGAGCCCGCUGUGGUGGGAAAUUUGCACCGUUUUUCUGUGCCAACGUCACCUGCUUGCAGUACUACUGUGAGCACUGCUGGGCCACGAUUCACUCGCGACCUGGGCGGGAGUUCCACAAACCGCUCGUCAAGGAGGGCGCCGAUCGCCCGCGCACCGUACCAUUUAGGUGGUGCUAGACCCCGGUAUCGUAGACACCCUAACAACACAUCAGUCUGCGAACCAAUUGCCUACGCAAUAUACCUAUACUAAUGACAACUACAGCGAAGAUCAUAAAGCAUGGAGAACAAUCCAUGUGACGCAAGCAGCAAACGCAACGUAAAAUACUUAGCGUACUGGGUGCCGCCCGUCGCCUCUGAACAGGUAUUCAACAGGAGGUCAGUGGCGUUGCAAAGGACUCAAAACAACAAUGACAACAACGGACUUUCAAACAGUAUGUUAUCGAUUGUACCGGGUCACGAGUUCUUAUUUAAAAAAUCUGCACAUCUGUAUACAGGCUUCGCGCUCUCAGCGCAGAGAAUACGGCGUACUCGGCUAAGCUGAUCCGUCUAACUAUUCUCCACAAUGGUAUUCUGGUAGAAAAAACACAGGAAGCCGUCACAUCAGGCAACUGCUGCGUAGACUGGACGCUGACGGAAGUCUAAGCCAGCCGAGCCGCGACUAAAAUAGAAUUUCCCGUCCGCCUGAACAUGCAGCGGGACAAGAGAGGCCGCUAACACAUGCCGACCAUCGAUUUUUACUAAUAACUAAUCCUACUGCUACUAUUGAUACUAAAUUAAUGCCAAUAAUCUAAUGGUGAUAGAUAUUUCGAUGUUACACAGCUGAGAGAAGAACUCUUAUCUUUGUUUCCGACAUAAACAAACCCGUAUCCUUCUAUCGCAAACGAAAAGCACAAGCUAAACGCCUCAGAAGAGGUAGAUCAGGUGGGGUCCACAUGUACCCCGUCGCGACCCAGUUUGUCAGCGCCGGCGGUGGUCCAGUUGGCCCUUUGAAACGAAACGUUUUUGAGGAUUUGGUCAAAGCGAGAUCUUACUCAAAAAGCAAAAGCAAAAAGUAAGCGAACUCAGAGAAUCAGCAAACACUCUCGUCUACAGAAACAGCAAUUAUUACAGACGACAACCAUGAUAGCACAAUGAUAACACUAUGUAGUAUAAUAAAACGAUGAAAUAGCUGGCAGAGAUGCACAUAUUCAGGGCACUGGCACCAUCGCUGCGAUAUGAUUUUGUUAGUUCGUAGCAACAGUACCGUGUACUAUGUACGCUCUCAUACUGACCGUAAUCCCUCCCCAGUCGAAUUCAGAUGAAGUAGGAAAUCAACGUGGAGCGGAUGUGGCCAGCAUCAAGUGACAAACGAACAUACUAUAGGAAAAUACUUGCAGAAAUAUGGCCGAGCUGAGAGAGCGCGUCCAAAAGCGAAAUCAAGAAAAAAAAAGCUAAAAGAAGGGAAUUCAUAAGUGAAAAAGGUGAACUGGUGCCCCCUAGAGAAACGCGUCGCGAGCGCACCGCCGCCGGCCUAAAGGAGCCGACGUCAGCGGGACCAAGUCCCGACUGGCUUGGCUCCCAGCCUCCUUGUGAUGACAUCAUGUUUUUGUAACUUAUAAUUAUUUAUUUUCUAUAAUACUUACCGUAGAUAGCGUGGAUAUGAGCAAGCAUCUACAUAUAUACACAUGUGUAUAGAUGAGAAUCACCUUGAUAAUGUCUGGGGGUAACGUCGCCAGCGAUUCGAAAGAACGGGAUACAGAAACUCGGAAACGAGUGAAGACGAUGCUCAUAUAUCAGAUGAAAAUAAACCUGAAACAUGGCACGUCAUAUAAUUAAUGAGUGGGAGGCGGAGGAUAACAAAUACCACCACUAGAAAUAAAUAGCUAAUUGCUCGUGACACACGGAAAGGAAGAAAAAGAAUGUUGAAACGAAAAGAUCAAGGAGAGUGCUCCUUCUUUGUGACAAACAGGAGUCACCUGCUCUGCUACUGGCGAAAGCGUUUUCACGAAUAGACGAUGCUAUCAGACGGCAGAGGCUAAAAUCGUCUCGUCUAGGCAAGACGUCAAACGACAACGGUUGACUCCAAUUCAAGUUUAAUAACGUGCAAUGAAGGUCGAAUGAUGGCGGCAAGCGCCUGGUCUGACCUAAUUCACCUGCGCCAGAUGUCGUUAAGUUACAGGUCGUACCAGCUUUGAUCCUUGCACGACUUUCGCUAAAAACGGUAAAGUGGAACGACAGCCACGGCAUCAUAACUUAUGGUGGUGUCUAUCCAAAAAAAAAAUAGAGCAAGACCGUACACAACUUAUGCGUAUACCACAUGACAAUGGUGAUAAUGAUGAUAGCGAAAACGUGACAUUAAUCAAGGGAAAGAACGACAAUUUCAGAAAUCUCCUAUAGCAUAUAGGUAACCCGACGACACAGCAGCGGGUUAUUACUGUUUGUAUUGAUUGGUUGAUUGCGCGAUUCAAUAUUGAGUCAUUGAUUGAACUAAUUGGUUAUUGAUUACUAGUAACUAAUCGUAGUGACUUUGAUCCAACUUUCCUGAAAAACCCCCCUAGAUCCACUACCCCAAUUUUUGCCCCCAUAUACCUACCUGUUCCUUGUCUCUACCCAGCCAUGACUAAUAUAUAUAUAUAUAUAUAUAUAUAUAUUAACACACUUAUAUACGAUAGAUGUUACAACUCGAUUUCUGCGCCAAUGGAACCGACCGAUCUAAGUCAGAUUGCCGCGAUCAGACAAAGCGAUAGCUGGCUGAUCACUCCAGCCGGUUAGACCGUCUGUUGUCCGUCCGAACGGCAAAUUUCGUGUGAUAGCAUUUUUAUAAUAAAAAAAUCAACACAAACGACGAAAAAGGUGACGACUGGUUAAUUCUUGAUGGUUCAUCGACACACUCACAUAGACACUAAUUGAAUAUUUAACAACCCAAUGAAGGUCGAUGAUUACCGCAGCAGGUACUCAUAUAUUUCCACUACUAAGACAACUUAGAAUUGCUGCUAAUGGAUUCGUUGUGAAACAACUUGAAAUAUUGAACGGCGCGUUGAUAUAAUAAAACACAGACAUGGACGCAAGCAAGCGAUUAGUGCAAUAGUGGUUCACCAUUGUUGACGAACAACAGCAAAAACACGGUAUAGACGUGCAACUCGAUUGAGCUCCAGCAUCAGUUGCAAAGGGCCUGCCAAGGCGACGACGUCAAACCAAGGUCAUAUAGCAGCGAAACGGAAAAAAAUAAGAAAAAUGAAAUCCGGGAUACAAUACGCGACGAAGAAAAACGGACAUCAACUAGCAAAGAAAAUGACGACUCAAAAAGAGCCAGAUGUUGCAAGCACAUGCAGUGCUGAGCAACAUUGUGAGAAUCCAUGCAACUUUUUCCCAUCCACUUCUUCGAUUUGUGUGGGUAAUAGCAUGUCGUACUAGAAUGCAGAGCGGGGCAAAUGAAGAGUUUAUCUAUACGCUAACAAAGACAGACAAAAAAAAGGUAUAUUGAGGUAAGCGUGGCCAUUCCACCAGUGUCAAGCAGUAAUUGAUUGUUCUCUUGUAUCGACCUUUGCUAACCUUCCACGUAUAUAUAUAUAUAUAUAUAUAUAUAUAUAUAUAU
This is a messenger RNA of Varroa destructor (honeybee mite), 7419 nucleotides long. Its product is annotated as cytoplasmic polyadenylation element-binding protein 2-like. Gene Ontology annotation, molecular function: translation factor activity, RNA binding; ribosome binding; mRNA regulatory element binding translation repressor activity. Gene Ontology annotation, biological process: negative regulation of cytoplasmic translation. The record is from RefSeq and is a predicted model, not a curated record. Lineage: Eukaryota; Metazoa; Arthropoda; Arachnida; Mesostigmata; Varroidae. Gene Ontology annotation, cellular component: nucleus; synapse; neuron projection.